AUGGGUUUAGAUGUGCCUUCUCAUGGUAUCCAGGGAUCCGAACCUAUAGAAUACUGUGGCCAUUUCCAACCCGCCAACGAUACCUUUUUCGAAGAGCUUACGACACCAGAGAAUAUUUUUCCAAGUAUAAGAAGAUGGGAUCUUGCAGCAAUGAACCAACUUCCAUACUACAUGAAACUAUGCUUUCUUUUUCUCCACAAUUCUAUAAAUGAGAUGGCUUUUGAAGCACUUAGAGAUAAAGGAGUUGACGUCAUCAAAUAUCUUAAGAAAGUGUGGGUAGAUUUGUGCAAAGCAUAUAUGCAGGAGGCAAAAUGGUAUUAUAUUGGUUAUAAAGCAACGCUGCAACAAUAUUUGGACAAUGCAUGGAUUUCAAUAUCAGGACCAGUUAUAUUAGUUCAUGGGUAUGUUUUUGCGACAUCUCCAAUUGUAAUGGAUGAUUUGGAGAGCUUGGUGGAAUAUGCUGAUAUAAUCCGUUGGUCGUCAACAAUUCUACGACUCGCUAAUGAUCUAGGAACAUCAUCGGAUGAGCUAGAAAGAGGAGACGUCCCAAAAUCAAUACAAUGCUACAUGAAGGACAAUGAAGUCAUGGAGAAUGAUGCUCGUGAUUAUAUAAGACAUUUAAUAGACGAUGCAUGGAAGAAAUUAAACAAAGUUGAAGCUGAGAAUUGCGUCUUCUCUCAAGUGUUCAUUGAGAUGGCUAAAAAUCUUGCUCGAAUGGCUCAGUGCAUGUAUCAACAUCGAGAUGGACAUGGGCAUGGCAUAGAGCAUCAAGAAACAAAGGAUCGAGUCGUGUCCCUACUUAUUCGACCAGUUCCCAUUCAACAUUAG
This is a messenger RNA of Momordica charantia (bitter melon), 828 nucleotides long. NCBI's taxonomy places the organism in Eukaryota, Viridiplantae, Streptophyta, Magnoliopsida, Cucurbitales, Cucurbitaceae. The record is from RefSeq and is a predicted model, not a curated record.